This is a messenger RNA of Trichoderma reesei QM6a, 873 nucleotides long. RefSeq lists its product as uncharacterized. Lineage: Eukaryota; Fungi; Ascomycota; Sordariomycetes; Hypocreales; Hypocreaceae. The coding region runs from base 1 to 873 and encodes 290 amino acids. The record is from RefSeq and is a predicted model, not a curated record. The transcript has a single exon.
AUGCGGGAGGAGAAGCGUGAGCAAGAGGAACAUCAGGAGGCUAUGCGGCGGGAACAGCUCGCCCAGGAGCUAGCGGAAGCCGAGGGCGGCGGCCCGAUGGACGAGGGCAUGAUGGACGACGUGCAGCUCGACGGUGCGCAAGAUCUGGACGACGAGAUUCCAGAUGCGGAAGACGCCUUUGAUCCGAGCAGCGACGACGAGAGCGAGGAAGACGGCGGCGAAGAGGACGAGGAGAACGAAGAAGGUGAAGACGACGACGAUGAAGAAGCACUACGAGAAGAGGAAGCCGACGAAGAGGCUCUGCGGGAGGAAAGGCAGCACGGCCUGGUGGCGGCGCGCAUGCGCAUGACGGACGACGCCUUCCGGGAAGCCCUCAUCCGCGGCGAUCCCGAAGCGGACGGCAGCAUGUACGGCGGCGACGAGGAUCUGGAGGACGAGGACCGCGAGCAGUUGCUCGACGAAGACGACCUGUACGAUAACACUCUUGACGAUGGCACGGCCGGCGACAUGGAUGCCGACCUCGACGACGACAUUCCUGAGGCCGACGACGACGGCGGGUACGAGCAUACCGACUCCGAGGCCGAAGUUAGCAGCAGCAGCGCCCGGAGCGUCAACGUCCACGAGGAAGAUGAGGAUGACGAGGGAGAGGGGGACACGACGGACACGCACGACCUCAGCUUCAUGCCGUCGCGGGCUGCGCCUCUCGGGACUCCCCAGUCUCCCACGAUGCCGCGGCACGCCGGGUUUCCUUCUGGGUCCCGCGCAAGUUUGGAUUUGAGUGGGUUGCUUUCGCAGGACGAGAGCAGUCUCUUGAUGAUGAUGGAGAGUAGUCCUGCCGUGACGACCAGGAGAAGGGCAGGACAGCGGAAGUAA